AGUUUUUUGUCAACCGUUUAUUCUUUACUAUUUUUAGCAAGUGAACUAUAAAAAUACUUCUAUACUAUUUCUCUCAUGUGCAGCACACAGCUUUUGUCUUGCAGUCCUUAUUCCAGGGGCAGAACUGGCACCUUUGUUCUGACUGACCCAGCUGCAGCCUCAGGUGGAUCAGAUCCAACAGUCUACUGAGCGACCCAUGCUUUUAUUCUGAAGGACAUACUAGCUUCCGUCCUUCCAGCCGAACGCGAACAGUCAGCGAUAGAGGUUCGAGUGCUGUCAAACCGAGGGAAAUCCCUAGAAAGAUGCCAGGUUCGGAUCAGGAUCCAGCGCAGAACUCUGCGAUGACUCAGGAAAACAUUUUCCUCUUUGUUCCGAAUUUAAUCGGGUACGCCCGGGUGGUGUUGGCUCUGCUCGCCUUCUUCCUGAUGCCCUGCUGCCCGUGGCCAGCUGUCUUCUGCUACCUGCUCAGCGCUCUGCUCGACGCCUUCGACGGUCACGCUGCACGAGCGCUCAACCAGUCCACCAAGUUUGGAGCCAUGAUGGACAUGCUGACGGACCGCUGCGCCACCAUGUGUCUCCUGGUCAACCUGUCGCUGCUCUACCCCUCCUACACCUUCCUGUUCCAGCUCAGCAUGUGUCUGGACAUCGCCAGCCAUUGGCUACACCUGCACAGCUCCACAUUAAAGGGAUCCGGAAGUCACAAAACCAUCGACUUGUCUGGGAACCCAGUCCUCCGACUCUACUACACCUCAAAGCCGGUGCUGUUUGUGAUGUGUGCUGGGAACGAACUCUUCUUCUGCCUGCUCUACAUCCUGCAUCACAUAGAAGAUCCUGCAGCCUGGCUCUUCCAGCUGCUGGGAGUCUGUGGGAUCAUCUGUCUGCUGAAGUCCAGCAUCAGCGUCCUGCACCUCAUCACUGCCUCGCAGAACAUGGCCGCCCUGGACGCGUCCGAACGGAGGAUGCUGUCCAAGAAGUACUGAGAGGUCGGGAAGAGGCGGAGCCGCAAUGGUCGGGUUUACUCGUGUUCUCGUGGCAGCAUGUAUUAAAAAAAUUAUUUAUGACCAAAUUUGACACAAUAAUAUUCCACAUGCAGGCACCUGCGAGAACUUUCUGAGUUUGCUUUUGUUUGCUGCAGAUACGUCUGUCAUUUUCUGUCUGUACAUUUAGGAAUUAAAUAUCGGGACUCAGGAUUAGAACCGAAACAUCCCAAACACUGGAUUCAAAUGUUCUGAGAUCAAUAAGUUGGCAGAUUUAGUAAUUUCUGAAGAUUAUUUCCUUCCAGAGAUCACAGUGGGGUCCAGAGCCCUAACCUUCUCUGCUCAGAUGAAAGAACAAGAUGGCAGCAAUGCUGUUUCUAGCCACCAGGGGGCGCAAUCAGCGUUCAGACUCAGAUAUUAUGAAUUAUGAAAACAACAAAAUCCAUCAGUUUGGAGUUGCAUCAUGGAGAUAAGCAUGCAGUGAUGUUGGCCUCCAGGAACACCGUGAGUAGUUCUGAUGAUCACCUGAGUCCCACUGUCUCCAGAGGGAUCCACCACACAUCUCCAUCAGGUUCAUGAUGUCAUCUUUGGGAUUUGUGACUUUAGACACGUGCUAAAAUCCCUCCUGAGCGAUGAGAUCAGGUAGUCGGCUGGGCAGCACCAGGACAUGCGUCUCAUUGGUUCAGAAGGUUUGAAUUGGUUUCAUGUGGAAUGUUUCCAGAGUGGGUCGGUGGGGUGGAUGAUGUGUUAACCAGGUUCUGGUGUCUUCUAACAACCAGCUUAGAAUGAACUGCAAUGAUUGAACCAUUAAUUAGUCCUCAACAGAUGACCGAGACCACCCAGAACUUUCAUUGUUGUCCUGGGAUUGAAACAGAUCCAGGUCAGUCAUGUUCCUGAUUGGUUGCUGUGGCUUUAGGUGGCCACCAGGUGUCACUGUCCUGAGUGAGACUGAAGCCUUGAGGUGAGGAACCUUCAGAAGGUUUCACCUGCCCAUCACUACCUACAUCUCAGAUACGUUUGUCCUCAAUCUGUCCAGACUGGAUCACAUGACUGGAGAUGGAUGCUGGGUCCAGGAUGUAAAGAGGAUCAGUCUAUUUACCAGAACCAGUUCCAUGUCUGGAAGAUGUUGUUGGUGUCCACCUCACACACAACACACACAUGCAGAGUGACUGAUCCAGGACCAUGACCUUCCUGUUAUCUGUCAAGGUUCUCUGGAUCUACAGUUCUCCAUGUUCUGAGAGUCUUUCAGAGUCCAGAACCUCCAUGUUGUUGGAUUCAGUCACAUGUUGAUUCUUUGCUUCAGUCGUGCUCCACAGAAACAAGAAACAGAACAUUAGAGGAGCAGAAUCUUCUCAGUUUCUGUCUAGUGCUGUUCCCAUCUCCACACGCUGACGGAGGGAACCCGGCACAUAAAACGUCAUUCCUCAUGAAUUCAUCCGGGUCAAACUGGGUCUCUGAAAGCUUUGGUCUGUCUCGGUCCAUCUGAGUCCUGACUGGUUCGUUUUAUCUUCUCUGAUUCCUGUGAACUUGUUUCGAAAUGUUCGGUAUUUGGUGUCCAGGAGGUUAGAGGUUCCUGGUUCUGACGGAGCCGGGCUGACGGGUAAAAACGGUCCGUUUGCUGCUCCAAUGUAUUCAGCUGAACUGUUAGUAUUUUAUCAAAGGAGUGUUUUACAAAAAUGUAAUUUAUUUAUUUUCAUCAUGAUUGUUUUUUAAAUUUACUGUAAAAUUCCAAGAGAACUUCCCAAAAAAAAUGCUUCGGUUGUCGGGCCUAAAGCUUGUUGUUUUUCCAGGAAGCCGGUCCGGACCGUGAUCCGGUGUGGGGUUCGGUAUGUUCAGGGUACGGUGGCCUGGAAGUGUAAAAACAAAGAAACUGCAAAGAUCCAUCAAAUAAAGUGAAGCAAAAAAAGGAAGCAGAGGACAUUUUAAACGUGGACAGUUUGAAUUUGAGUUGCAGCAACUUGGGGGAAAAAUUAUUCUGGAAUGUUUUCUAGAUUGAUUUGGGCUUUUUGGGUCGGUCUUCAGGUGUAAACCAUCAAACAAGAUUGGUGUGUUGAGUUGCUGCAGAACCAAUGAAUGCAUUUAACAUUAAAAUGUCGUUAUGGUUUAAGGUUCUGCAACAGUUUGAUUGAAAAUGUGGGAAUGAGGUGAAAAAACUGGGAAUCUUUGGGUUUUUUCAUCUGUUCUUUAGUGUCUUUAUUUGUUUUUUAAUUUGAUGUAAAAAAUAAUGUUUGGCAGAAAUAAAGUUGUUGCUUCAGCUCA
This is a messenger RNA of Girardinichthys multiradiatus, 3236 nucleotides long. Its product is annotated as CDP-diacylglycerol--inositol 3-phosphatidyltransferase-like. The record is from RefSeq and is a predicted model, not a curated record. Gene Ontology annotation, cellular component: Golgi apparatus; membrane. Gene Ontology annotation, biological process: phosphatidylinositol biosynthetic process. The transcript has 6 exons. Bases 303 to 980 code for a protein of 225 amino acids. NCBI's taxonomy places the organism in Eukaryota, Metazoa, Chordata, Actinopteri, Cyprinodontiformes, Goodeidae. Gene Ontology annotation, molecular function: CDP-diacylglycerol-inositol 3-phosphatidyltransferase activity.